This is a messenger RNA of Prosopis cineraria, 1664 nucleotides long. RefSeq lists its product as uncharacterized. The record is from RefSeq and is a predicted model, not a curated record. The transcript has 7 exons. NCBI's taxonomy places the organism in Eukaryota, Viridiplantae, Streptophyta, Magnoliopsida, Fabales, Fabaceae. Bases 200 to 1303 code for a protein of 367 amino acids.
CAAGAGUACUGCACCUGGUGUCUGUAAGUUUGUAUUAUACCUAAUCCUCUCAUGAUGAUAAUCAAUAGAGUUCAUAUGACGUUCAAGAAGAAAUUAGUUGAAGAUUAAGCAUAUCAUCUUUCAACAACCUUGAAAACCUUUCGUUUUGGAACAUUUCAUCCUUUGUCUUGAAUAACUCACAAGUCUACGCGACUUAUCCAUGGCUGGUUUACUGGCAUGGGCGGCUGACGUCGUCGGAGGUGGCGGCAUCGACAGCGACGGAGGCGAUGCGUUGAGUCGGAUUCCGGUUCUGUUCUCACCGGAGCAGCAAAGGUACGUUUGGGAAUUGGACCAGAAGGCAGCAUCUCUUGCCCGUUUGAUCCAGGAUCUACGGCAGAGGUUGCCUCCUCCUGACAUUUCUCAAAGCCUCCCUCACCUACACGCUCACACCCUCGCUUCCAAUGCUGCUCUUGCCCUCCAAUUGAAUGCCCACUCGACAACGCGUGAACAAGCGCAAUUAAGAGAGGCAACACUGCAGGAAGAAAAUGCUGAUUUUGAGAGAGCAAUAUCAAAUUGUGAGAGUAAAAUACAAGAAAAAAUGCAAGAGGCAGAUUCACUACAGAGGAAGUUAGAGGAAAUGGAUGAAACUGAGAAGAAGCUGAAAGCUGAGCUUGAUAAUUUAAAACGUCAAAAUUCAGUAGAUACUGAUCAAUCUGUGAGAUCUCAUGGAUGGAAGGAAGAAUCCAACACAAAGCCUGAAGCUGGACCAGAUACAGAUGCAUCAGAUUCUGCUAUACUAAACAAGUUAGAAGAGAAGAACAAAGAACUGAGUUUGAUGGAAGAAAUUGUACAAAAAUUGGAGAAAAAAUGGGCUGAAAUGCAGGAAAGUGCUCUUAAGCACCCUUCCCCUGCUCAAAGAGAGAAGACAUUGGAUAAACAGCUUCACAGUCUAAUUGAGCAACUAGCGGCAAAGCAGACACAAGCUGAGGGCCUACUUAGCGAAAUUCAUCUUAAAGAGAUGGAGCUGGAAAGACUGAAUGGGCAAUGGCGAAGAAUGGAAAGCAAUAUUACUGAGGCCAAUACGACUAGAAAUCGUUUUGUUAGAAGCUCAUCUGACAAGGGACAUGCUCCGUUUGAUUAUGAUGGUGAUGGUCAUCAAAAGCUUCCUUACCAUUCUGGUGGCAGAAAUGAAAGCCAACAGAAGAUAAUGUUGCUCAGGAUUUGUCUUACCCUAAAGAAUGGGCAGGAAGCAUCUUUUUUGCGUGACCUGAUGAGCGAGGUUGUCAUUGGGGCACCCUGCCGUGGCUCAUCGUUCCAUUGCUAAAUAUCUAAGCAUGGUAUCAGAAAUUCCUAGUCUGAUAAAUAUCAACUGAUGCCACUGCUGUCCUUUAGAUGAUUGUGAUCUGGAGUAGAUGUGUAAUGUAGCACAAUGGACACUGUGGUUCUGCUUGGAAGGGUGAUAGAGAAGGGAAAGGAAAGGAAAGGUUUCAAUUGAUGUAUCUUGCCUUAUUUGAGAGUUUGGUAUAAGGAGGGCAGGAGAAUGAAGGAUUUCAGGCUGGCUUUUUAAUUUUCUUUUUUAAAAAUUUUCUUCUUUUAUAUUUUUUAGUUUUCUUAAUCUAGGAGAAAAGUACUGAAAAUUACCAUUUUACCUUCCUGUCCCUUUCCAUUUUCUAUGGAUGUUUUCU